Molecule: messenger RNA, 1664 nt
Organism: Oenanthe melanoleuca
Lineage: Eukaryota; Metazoa; Chordata; Aves; Passeriformes; Muscicapidae
Gene: SELENOF
Product: selenoprotein F
Exons: 5
Cellular component (GO): endoplasmic reticulum lumen
Molecular function (GO): oxidoreductase activity
Source: RefSeq, a predicted model, not a curated record
GGGGCCGCUGCGCCGCUUGGCAGCAGCUCCCGAGAGAAAGGGGAAAGGGCUUUAGUCGGGGUGCUUUCCGCAAUGCCGGACCAGCGUUGGGGAAUGGCAGUUCCUACAGCGUCGCUGCGAAGCACUGCUCUGAACAGAAUAAAAUAUCUUUGCUGUAGAAUUUUGUAAGACAUUCUGGGUUAGCAGUUUCCGCUUGUGGUGCUGCGAGCUGGAAGCAAGUCUGUGCUCUCCCGCUCAGGCGGUGUGUCGGUCACCCGCCAUGGGCGAGGUCCUUCCGCGGCCCCCAGCGGCGCUGGCAGGGGCGCUCCGGCACCAAGAUGGCGGUGGCGGCGGCCGAGCUGGGGGCGCUGGGGCGGCGCUGGUUCUGCUGGCUGCUGGGGCUGCAGGCGGUAAGUGUUUAUGGAGCACAGUUGUCAUCAGAAGCUUGCAGAGAGCUGGGCUUCUCCAGUAACUUGCUGUGCAGUUCUUGCAAUCUUCUUGGGCAGUUCAAUCUGAAUCAGUUGGAUCCGUUCUGCAGGGAGUGCUGCCAAGAAGAAGCUCAGCUGGAAACUAGAAAGCUUUAUGCAGGAGCUGUCCUAGAAGUAUGUGGAUGAAAAUUGGGAAGGUUCCCUCAAGUCCAGGCUUUUGUCAGGAGUGAUAAGCCAAAACUCUUCAGGGGACUGCAAAUCAAGUACGUGCGUGGUUCUGACCCUGUACUAAAGCUGCUGGACGACAGUGGGAACAUUGCAGAAGAGCUGAGCAUCCUCAAGUGGAAUACAGAUAGUGUGGAAGAAUUUCUUAGUGAAAAAUUAGAACGUCUGUAAAUCCUUGCUUUCUGUCCUCUUUCCUUUUCAUAUUUUGUCAUGGUAAUCUUCUCAGACAAAGUGCACUACAAUUGAAGAAACAUUCCAGCAUCUGUAUUAGUUUUAAAAUAUCUGUUGUGCUGUACUAAACAUCUUGUAAUUAGAAGGGAAGCUUCAGCACACAUAUCUGACAAGCUGACAAACAGUAGCUUGUCUUAACAUUAUUUCAGCUCUUAAUGCAUUUAUCACUAAGAAUGCUUAGUUUCAAAGUUAAUUAUGCAAAUCUCAGUUUGUUAUAAUCAGGUCUGUUUUUACAAAUGCUCUUAAAACUGAAGAGCUUCAAAUAAUAGAAGGGAUUACCAUGCUUUUUGCUUGCUGCUCUUUCUUAAGUUAGAACCAAAUGCAGUCUAUCUCCCAAAGAAACUUGGCUACUAAUGCCCUCUUUUAUUUGUAUUUGAACUGUCCUUUUAUAGAAGCCUUGUUUAUAGUGAGUACCUAAUUCACAGGUUUGAAAGCUGAUGGAGGAGCUCAUGCUCUGAUACUGUGAAACAUUUAGUAAGUACACUUUAGUGAAGACUACAUAGAAAACCUCUGAGGUGUAUGAAGUCAGAUGUCAGGUGUGCUUUCCAUCAAGUGUUUUCACUUCAGAAAACAUGAGCUAUAACUCUUGAAAAAGCUUUCCUUCCAACUUUCAAAAUUUAUUGGAAGUUUGUUUAUUAAAUUAAUUUAGAAACUGCUCUUUUAAAAUGUAUAAUUUUUCUUUCUCAGUUGAAAUUUAUGUAAACAGGGAAUAUAGACAGUAUGUAUGGUAAUGAGUCAAAUCCAUUAAGACUUGUUGGGUUUUUUCCACUUAGAGUUAAUAAAUAUGGUAAUCAAGAAUAA